This is a messenger RNA of Phaethon lepturus (White-tailed tropicbird), 1348 nucleotides long. RefSeq names its product pleckstrin homology domain containing, family A (phosphoinositide binding specific) member 1 (gene PLEKHA1). Gene Ontology annotation, molecular function: PDZ domain binding. The transcript has 11 exons. NCBI's taxonomy places the organism in Eukaryota, Metazoa, Chordata, Aves, Phaethontiformes, Phaethontidae. Bases 15 to 1250 code for a protein of 411 amino acids. The record is from RefSeq and is a predicted model, not a curated record. Gene Ontology annotation, cellular component: cytoplasm; membrane.
GUUCAGGGUCAGAAAUGCCUUAUGUGGAUCGUCAGAAUCGCAUUUGUGGUUUCCUAGAUAUUGAAGAAAAUGAGAAUAGUGGGAAAUUUCUGCGGCGGUACUUCAUUCUGGACACACGAGAAGACAGUCUGGUGUGGUACAUGGAUAACCCACAGAAUCUUCCCUCUGGAUCUCCACCUGUUGGAGUCAUUAAACUUACCUAUAUUUCAAAGGUUAGCGAUGCAACGAAGCUAAGGCCAAAGGCAGAAUUCUGUUUCGUUAUGAAUGCAGGGAUGAGAAAAUACUUUCUACAAGCCAAUGAUCAGCAGGACCUAGUUGAAUGGGUAAAUGUUCUGAACAAAGCUACCAAAAUCACAGUACCAAAGCAGCCUGAUCCGCUAUGUCAAAUGGAUAAUACAAAUCGCCAAGCUGAAAGCCCAGGUGGAAAGAAGCAAGUGUCUUACAGGACAGAAAUUGUUGGUGGUGUUCCUAUCAUUACACCUACCCAGAAAGAAGAAAUCAGUGAGUGCAGUGAAGGGGGUGAUAGGAAUUACUUGAAACGGUCACAAAGUCACCUUCCUUAUUUUACUGCUAAGCAUCCCCCAGAUAAUGCUAUUAUCAAAGCUGGUUACUGUGUAAAACAAGGAGCAGUGAUGAAGAACUGGAAGAGAAGAUACUUUCAGUUAGAUGAAAACACAAUAGGGUAUUUCAAGUCCGAACUGGAAAAGGAACCUCUCAGGGUUAUACCACUUAAGGAGGUCCAUAAAGUUCAGGAAUGCAAACAAAGUGAUAUAAUGAUGAGAGACAAUCUCUUCGAAAUUGUAACAACUUCUCGAACCUUUUAUGUACAGGCGGACAGUCCAGAAGACAUGCACAGUUGGAUAAAAGCAAUUUCUGGGGCCAUAGUAGCACAGCGGGGACCUGGAAGAUCAGCAGCUUCUGAGCAUACCGAGUCUUCUUCCGAACCCAACCAUGCUCUCCGUUCUGCCAUCCCAGCCCCAGCCACCUCACAUUCCACAGCCGCUCACGGCAGCCCUCUGGUCCCAAACCCUCACGCCAAAUACCCUGCCUUGGAGAAGCGAGGAUUUCACGAAUCUUUUACCAAGGCCAAGCCAGGGAGCUACAAGAUCCAGGUUGUCACUCCAAGAGAAUCACCUUCCAAAGUGACUGAACGGGGCUUCUCGGAACCCCAAAGUAAAAAUGGCACUCAGGAACAGGAUCCUGGCCUUGUGGAUCUGGAUGAUGCAAGCCUUCCAGUUAGUGAUGUGUAGUGACGGAAGUGUUUGGAGAAUGAUCCAUUUGUUCGGUCCUCUAAUUUCCUUGCUCGGACUUUUAACCAAAGAAAAUUAUAGGAAAUGAGAACAAAAAA